Messenger RNA from Nyctereutes procyonoides (raccoon dog), 1607 nucleotides. It is a transcript of the gene PGF, whose product is annotated as placental growth factor. Gene Ontology annotation, biological process: vascular endothelial growth factor receptor signaling pathway; positive regulation of angiogenesis; sprouting angiogenesis. NCBI's taxonomy places the organism in Eukaryota, Metazoa, Chordata, Mammalia, Carnivora, Canidae. Gene Ontology annotation, molecular function: growth factor activity; chemoattractant activity; vascular endothelial growth factor receptor binding. Bases 330 to 875 code for a protein of 181 amino acids. The transcript is spliced from 7 exons. Gene Ontology annotation, cellular component: membrane. The record is from RefSeq and is a predicted model, not a curated record.
CCCAGAAGGGAGCUGCUGUCGGAGGGGGAGGCUGCAGCUCCCCUGGCCAGCGGGAGAGGCCCCGGGGUCGCGCCGGGCGCCCGACGGGCUCCACCCGGGGACCCGCCUGCCCCGCACCGCCCCGCCCUGCCGGGCGCUCCGCAUCAGGUGCCCCGGCCCCAGCCCUACCUGCGGGCCCCAGGCUCCCGGGGCUUCCAGAGGAUGCUCCGGCCACCUGCGGGGACCUCGAGGCAGCAGUGAGGUCCUCUCCUCCUGUGCCAGGGGCUCCCCCAGGGGGCCGAGCAUGGUGGUUUCCCCUUGGAACCUCCUGGCUUGGGACGUCUGAGAAGAUGCCGGCCAUGAGGCUGUUCACUUGCUUCCUGCAGCUCCUGGCUGGGCUGGCACUGCCUGCUAUGCCCCCCCAGCAAUGGGCCUUGUCUGCUGGGAAUGGCUCAUCAGAGGUGGAAGUGGUGCCCUUCCAGCAAGUGUGGGGACGCAGCUACUGCCGGGCACUGGAGAAGCUGGUGGACGUCUUGUCGGAGUACCCGGAUGAGGUGGAGCACAUGUUCAGCCCAUCCUGCGUCUCCCUGCUGCGCUGUAGUGGCUGCUGCGGAGACGAAAACCUGCACUGUAUGCCGGUGGAGACGGCCAAUGUCACCAUGCAGCUCCUGAUGAUCCAUUCUAUGGGCCGGCCCUCCUACGUGGAGCUGACCUUCUCUCAGCACAUCCGCUGUCAGUGCAGGCCUCCGUUGGAGGAUAUGAAGCUAGAAAGCCACUUUGUCUUGACGCUUUUGGCUUAUUGCAGGAGGAGACCCAAGGGCAGGGGGAAGAGGAAGAGAGAGAAGCAGAGACCCACAGACUGCCACCUGUGCGGCCAUACUGUUCCCCAGAGGUAACCGGCCCCUCAGAGGAGAGACGCCUCACCCCGGCUCCUGUAUUUAUUACGGCCACACUCAGUUACCUCCCUGCUGACACCUGCCCUCUAUUUAUUAGCCAAUUGUAUCCCUGCUGAAUGACUUGCUCCCUCCAAGGUGAGGGGCAGGGAGGGACAGGACCCUCAGGAAUUCAGUGCCUUAAACAGAACGUGAGAGAAAGAAAGGAGGCAGCAGCAGACCCACGUGUGCAUCAGUUGGAGAAGAAGCAAGACCUGUGGCUUUGAGAGGGGCAAGCCAGGCCCCAGCGGGCUUCCCGGGAGCGGCCGCCUGUGCCUGAGCCUUGGGCUCUCUGUGGACCAGCAGCCCUGGUUUUCGGGGCUCCGGGCCAACAACGUGAGGGUGGACAGGUGCAGGCUGGGUGGGAAGGCAGGCAGCAGACAGAGGAGUCCUGCUGCUUCCUCCACCUGGCAGCAGCCUGGCGCCCCGGAGAUCCGAAAGUGGGGCUCUGGAGACUGGUGGCUGCCUGGGGGUCUCGGCCACUCCUGGUCCCCUCCGGCUCUCCUCACAUCUUGCCACCGCUGCUCAUGCUGGGACAUUGUGCUUUAUGGUCAAGGCAUCACCACCUGCCCCUCUCAGGGACACAGGCGAAGAGGGAGCCCCAGCGGGAUGUGCCUCCAGCCGCCCCUGCCCCUGAGCGGCUUUCUGACUGCCAAGCCAGAUUCUCUUGAAUAAAGUAUUCUAGUCUGGAAACAG